Molecule: messenger RNA, 3105 nt
Organism: Aedes aegypti (yellow fever mosquito)
Lineage: Eukaryota; Metazoa; Arthropoda; Insecta; Diptera; Culicidae
Product: mucin-5AC-like
Exons: 2
Coding region: 587-2770 (727 amino acids)
Source: RefSeq, a predicted model, not a curated record
AAGCUGGAGAGGUUCAGCAGCGAGUACCUGACCUCUCUCUCUCUGGCUGUCUAUGGGCGAUCUUCUUCGAGGUAGCAAAAAUCUCUGAGGGGUUCAACGAAGGCCUGACAAUGAACCCAUCAGGAUCGAGGCGACACUUCUCUUUGGGUGACAUCGGCACCAAAGACGGAAACGAUAAGAAACUUUGCCACCACCACCUAAGUGCCUGAAGCGGUGAAUAAUUGAACCGGGCGGCAAUAUCUACGGGUUGCGGUAGUGUCGACUACAGGUGAAGAGUACUGUUUGAGACAGGGACCGAUAACUGUCGUAGUCGUCGAUAGUAACAGAUUUGACGCCGGGCUAUCGGUUGUCUUUUUGCGAAUUGCAACAAGUGUAGAGUGCAUGAGGCGGUGUGAGGGUGGAUGCAUCGUUAAGGGCAGGUUUAAUAAGAGGCUAGGUCAUUUCGCGAUGAUGGCUCAUUUGCGCCGGAUCGAUACGGGCGAUAACAUCUAAAGGGAGGCGUGCGCGACCUGGAACCUGGAACCAAACUGUGAUCUAGUGACAAGAUUUAGUUAUAGUUUAGUGCUAGUCGAAGGUCGGACGAACUAUGAAGAACGUGGAAUGGGUGUACACUACGGGGUUUCUGUUGGCUGGGGCUUUGCUUGCCAGUGGGAGUCCCUUGUUCUGGGAAAGCAAUAGACCUACGAUGGUGGUAAGCAAGCUGGAUAUUACAGAUUCAACCAUCGAUAGUGAUCGGAUUAGCACACUGGUGGAUAAUGACACAGAAGAGCAAAGCGCGGGUGAAGUUGCCUAUGCUGACGUGGCAGAAAACGAGGUUGACAAUGUAAAACGGAUGAAAUCUACUACGGCCAGCAAGGAAGUUUCAGAUGACAGUGGCGCGGAUAUUAGCGAUGAAGAGAGUACGACGCAAACCGAAGAUAACACUACGGAAACAGACACCACCAUUUCGGAAUCUGAAACUACACAAGCAGUGACCGAAUCUACUGGCGAGGGAACGGGAAGUACUCAAACAGAAGUUCCAACAAAGGAAACUGAAACUACAGAUACAGAAGAAGUCAGUUCAUCACAGACAGAUCCAAGUGUAUCAGAAACUACAGCGGAGACCACCGCAAGUCAAACAAACACUGAAUCAGUCCCCUCAUCAACGGCAGCGGCCGAAUCAACAGAAACGGUGGAUACUACAACGUCGACUGUAACGGAGCCUCAAACCGAGCCGGAUUCCACAGUUAGCACCACGGAAACUGAAUCCUCUGUAGUGACAACUACGACUGCUGCCACAUCUGUGGACACAGAGUCAACGCAAGACGAAACCGAAGCAACUGGUCAGACGGAAAGCUCAUCACCCGCCGUGACUGAUCCGUUGGAAACUACCGUUUCAACGACAGAAUUCCAUUCCACGGAGACAUCUGAGAAUACCGAACCCGCCACUGAAUCAACUGUUGCAUCCACUGAAGCUUCCGCAACGGAAUCAACUCCGUCUGAAACCACUGAAACUACAGUUUCUGAAAACAGUUCAUCGCCUGUUGUAACAGAAUCCACGGAAACGGUGCACCCGACUGAUUCGACUGCCUUCGGAACAGAACCAACUGAUCCAGUUUCCGAGUCAACUCAGACUGAGCCGGCCACUACUGAGACUACUGAAACCACAAAUUCCGAAACGUCUACCGUUACAGAACCUCAAAGCGAGUCGACUGAAACAACCGAAAGUGAAUCUACAUCAACUGAGGAGAAUACGACGACCGCUGAAACAACGGAUACUACACAGUCUCAAACGGAGACCUCAAGCGGUGAAACCGAUUCAACGACUACCGAAUCCGGCAGCACUCAGUCUGAAACAGAUUCCACUGAAUCAACGAUAACUGAGACUACGACAGCGGAAUCAUCUACUACUGAUACGGAUUCUACCGAGACGACCCAAACCGAAACAGAACCCACGGAGCCGACGGUAACAGGGUCCACUACGAUUGAUACUACGACGACGGAAUCAUCAACAACUACAAACACAGAACCUACUGAGACACCUGGUAUCACGGAAUCGACUACGGAGAUCGGUUCGACUGAAACGGAAUCUCCUACAACAGAAACAAACGUGUUGAGUACUACCACGGAGACAGAAACUACAGAAACCGUAGAAGUGACCACCGAUGCUGAAACCGACACAACCAGCGAUUCUGAAACUGAACCUACCCAACCGGAGGGCACGGAUCCUACAGGUUCGGAUACUCCGACUACCGAAUCUCCGACAACCGCUACCACUCCGUCGGAAACUGUGACAGAGAACACCACUGAAACUACCGACGGAACAACGCAAACCGAAACCGACUCAACAACAGCGGAGGCAGCAACGGACACUACGGUUGAGUCCACGACCGAAGCCGAAACAGAGUCAACGGAACUACCCUCCGGAAGCACAGGUUCGACUACCGAGACAGAGCAUACCACCAAACCAACUGACGGAACAGCGUCAACUGAACCGGAGUCAACAACAACGGAGCUAGCAACGAAUACUACGGUGGAGUCCACGACCGGAGCCGAAACGGGACAACCCUCCGAAACACCUGGAACGACUCCCUCCGAACCACCUACCACCACCCCCAGUUCAACGACGACCCCAGCACCGCCAGUGACCACGGAGAGCACGGUAACUCCGGCCGGUUCGUCAUCCCCGACAAGCCCUGCGCCAGGAUCAACCGCCGCGCCGGUGACGGCCUCCAGCAGUGUUAUCUGCUUGGUGAUCACCUCAACGGUGGGAUUCGUGCUGGCCCACUGAAGUGGAUGCGUUUCAAUGCGUGAUUGAACUGUAGAUAACAGGACGGAUAGAGGAGGUACUCUCCACCACUUAACUGGAGAGGAUGAUGUACAAUAGCUAUCGGAUUUGCAGCUUAACUGUGUCCGUUUGAAGCGCUCGAGGUUUCGCCUCAAUUCUGUUGUUGACUAUUUAAGCCCGCGGAUUAAGUGAUUGCGCGGCAAUUCGUACCUUUAUCAAUAAUAAUAGCUAGGAUUCGAUGUGCUAAAAGUAUUACUUUCGGUCUGCUUCAAUGACUCAGUUCGAAUCAUUGCUGUCUAGACAGUUGAAAGUUGUUCAAUAAAUUAAGUUUGAUGUUA